AUGGCCCCUCUCGUCCCUCGCUUCCACUUGUUCGAGAUUGACGACCAGCCAUGGUUCCCGUCCUUCCUCCGCGCUCUUGUCCAAGAAGGCCUCCACGCGACCUGGGUCAACAAGUUCCCCGUCCUCCAAACCGCCUCGCCCGCGCACAUCGCCGCCCAAAUCCUCCAGCGAACCCUUGGUCCACGACUCUCCUCCUACACUUUCAUCGACUUUUGCGCCGGCUCGGGAGGCCCCACCCCAGCCAUCGAGCGGGCCGUGAACCGCCAUCUUACCGCUCAGAAGCAACCCAACGUCGACUUCGUCCUGACCGACCUGUGGCCGAACCCUGAGAGCUGGGCGCGCGCCGCUGCCAAGAGCGAGCACAUUGGCUACGAACCGAAGAGCGUCGACGCCGCAAAUGCGCCCCGUGAUCUGCUCGCUGGGUACCGCGGCAAGGACAAGAAGAUCUUCCGCUUGUUCAACCUCGCCUUCCAUCAUUUCGAUGACCCAUUGGCCAAGGCAAUCUUGAAAAACACGCUCGAGACCUCGGACGGUUUCGCCAUUUUCGAGCUUCAAGGUCGCGACCUCUAUUCCAUCAUUUUACCCGCCAUCCUUGGCAUUGGCGUGUUCCUCCUGGCUCCCCUUCAUGCGUGGAAGUUGGGUUCGCUCAACGCGCUCAUAUUCACAUACCUUGUCCCUAUCCUGCCGUUCGUCCUGGUUUUCGACGGAUACAUCUCAGCGCUAAGGACAAGAACGCCCGACGAGGUUGAGGCGCUGAUGAGAUCGUGCGGAGCCAGGAUGGAAGGCUGGGAAGUAAGAAAUGGCAAAGACGCACACAUUCGUGGUCUUGGCUAUGUAAACUGGAUCGUCGCGGAGAAGAUAUCAUCUCGAGACUGGUGA
Messenger RNA from Colletotrichum siamense, 879 nucleotides. RefSeq lists its product as uncharacterized. The record is from RefSeq and is a predicted model, not a curated record. The transcript has 2 exons. Bases 1 to 879 code for a protein of 292 amino acids. NCBI's taxonomy places the organism in Eukaryota, Fungi, Ascomycota, Sordariomycetes, Glomerellales, Glomerellaceae.